AUGCAAAGUUCAACAGAUGUUGCUCACUCCUUGAGUGUCAUGUUAACGUUUUCUCGCCAUGAUAUGAACACACCAACCGGACUGAUCUUUGAGAAGACAGCCAUAAAUGCGAAUGGGAGCAGGCCUGUGCGAGUCGCCAUCGUUGAAGAAGGAAGUCUCGCAGACAAGGCUGCAUUCAAACCAGGGGAUACAUUGCUUGCUAUCAAUAACGUGCCAAUUCGAAGCGAGCGGCAGGUCGUUCGUUUUCUGCAGCAAACAAUCGGGGACUUAUUGGUACUUGUGGAUCGCAAUCUUGACGAUAUUGACGACGAGGGCUCUCAAAGCCCAUCGCCGUCACAGUCUCUCCAAUAUCGCAUCGGCUGCGUCAAUGGUGAAUACAAACACGGAUUCGGUUGCAUCUUCACUCUUGAGUUU
Messenger RNA from Ostertagia ostertagi, 414 nucleotides. Lineage: Eukaryota; Metazoa; Nematoda; Chromadorea; Rhabditida; Trichostrongylidae. The record is from the annotation of a GenBank genome assembly.